CACCAGCCUUCCGAAGUCGCCCCUCAACCGGCCUCUUGCUCCUUAGCAAAGCCUGAGGUCACGUCAACCUCUCGAAACCCACCAGUCCCGGGCGCCGACUUUUCUCCAAAGGGGAGAAGAGAGGAAGGCGUGCGGUUGCAUGGUGCUUUGCAUAACCGUUCGCGCUCUCCUCCCCAGCCGUCGGAAAGCAGGCGAGAGUGGCCCCAGAGCCAAGCCCUCGUCCGCACACCACACGCCCACCCCGACUUGGGGCACGCUCUUCCCCUCAGACGGCCCAGCUCGGCGACCACGGGCCACAGCCGAAACCGCCCGCCCGCGCCGCUCCCCGGCUUGCGGCGCCCGCCCGCCCGAGGCGACGUCGCCUGCUCCUCCCCACCCCACCCCCCCGGGUGGCAGGUUCAGGCCCCGGGUCCGAGCCUGCGCCCCUGCAGCUGCCACUGCCGCCGUCGCCGCCAGGGGGAGUGUCCGUCGGGAAACGUGGUGUUGCUUCCUUGGUGUGAAGGUGCUAUCAAACUUCGGGUUUCUGUUCCUUUCCCCCGGUUUUUGAAGCGCGUAGAGGAAGAUGGAGACCGAGUCCGGGGCGCAAACGUCAAAUCAGACGCAAACAGAUUCAUUAUCUCCAUCCCCUAAUCCUGUGUCACCUGUGCCUUUGAAUAACCCAACAAGUGCCCCAAGAUAUGGAACAGUGAUCCCUAAUCGCAUCUUUGUAGGAGGAAUUGACUUUAAGACAAAUGAAAAUGAUUUAAGAAAGUUUUUUUCCCAGUAUGGGUCUGUAAAAGAAGUGAAGAUUGUAAAUGACAGAGCUGGAGUGUCCAAAGGGUAUGGUUUCGUCACUUUUGAAACACAAGAAGAUGCACAAAAAAUUUUACAAGAGGCUGAAAAACUUAAUUAUAAGGAUAAGAAACUGAACAUUGGUCCAGCAAUAAGAAAACAACAAGUAGGAAUCCCUCGUUCCAGUGUAAUGCCAGCAGCUGGAACAAUGUAUCUAACAACUUCAACUGGAUAUCCUUACACUUAUCAUAAUGGUGUGGCUUAUUUUCAUACUCCAGAAGUAACUUCUGUCCCACCACCUUGGCCUUCACGUUCUAUAUCUAGUUCCCCUGUGAUGGUAGCUCAGCCAGUUUAUCAGCAACCUGCAUAUCACUACCAGGCCCCUGCACAGUGUCUACCAGGACAGUGGCAGUGGGGUGUUCCUCAGUCUCCUGCCUCUUCUGCUCCAUUCUUAUACCUGCAACCUUCUGAAGUUAUUUAUCAACCAGUGGAAAUUGCACAAGAUGGUGGAUGUGUUCCUCCUCCGCUAUCUCUGAUGGAAGCUUCAGUUCCAGAGCCUUAUUCUGAUCAUGGAGUUCAAGCAACAUAUCACCAGGUUUAUGCUCCAAGUGCCAUCGCUAUGCCUGCACCUGUGAUGCAGCCUGAACCAAUUAAAACAGUGUGGAGCAUUCAUUAUUAAGACAAUUGGGCAGCUCUAGUCCAGCUCAACUGAUUUCUUGUCCAAUGAUCCUUGUGUGGCCGAGAUCCAGCUUCAACGAACCGGCUAGAAGCUGCCCGUUGUGAUACUUAGGGUUAGUUAAUACCUCGCCAUACUUAUUUAUUCCAUUAUAAGCUGUCUAAAUUUGAUGAAAUUUGCUUUUUCAGCUGUUCUACAAAACUAGGUAGUUGUGGCAUGUUGGUUUGCUUAUGUGUUAAUCUAACUGUAGUGACAUUUUCUACAACAUGUUUUACCAUUCCAUAAAUAAUAACCACAUUGGGAAUAGUGAGGUGUCUUUCAUUUUGUCUGCUUUGUGUUAUUUCUUUCCUUUCAGUCUUUUAGAAGUAAUGUUUAAUAGUCUUUGCUAUUUAUUUUAAUAUUUAGAAUGAGUCCUUUCUAAUAGAAUUUUUAAUACUUUCAUGCCUUUUAGUAGAAGUACAUUUGAUCUUAAUGAUUCAUUUCCACUAUUUGCUAUUUUGUCAUUUAAUAUACUUUUGUCUAAGUUUUUAUUUGUUACUCUACUCCUUAUUUAAUUUUGCUUCUGCCAUGGUUUUCAAAAUUUGAGUAAUAUUUAUAUUUUUAUAACAUUUUCCAAAUAUUAGAAAAAAUUCAACAUGAUCAGUGUUCUUACCUUUUCAUGUGAUUAAUUUGACUGUAUUAAACUUUUUCUCUCAUAUUUGUGAUAAUGCUGCAGCCUUCCUAUAAUAUAAGCCAUUUGGUACCAAAAUUUAUAUAAUAUGGAUUACCUAAUAGAAUUGUUUUGAUAAAAGAAGGGCUCACCUCUGA
Odobenus rosmarus divergens (Pacific walrus) is the source of this 2254-nucleotide messenger RNA. It is a transcript of the gene BOLL, whose product is annotated as bol, boule-like (Drosophila). NCBI's taxonomy places the organism in Eukaryota, Metazoa, Chordata, Mammalia, Carnivora, Odobenidae. The record is from RefSeq and is a predicted model, not a curated record. The coding region runs from base 563 to 1450 and encodes 295 amino acids. The transcript has 11 exons. Gene Ontology annotation, molecular function: RNA binding; protein binding.